This is a messenger RNA of Macrobrachium nipponense, 555 nucleotides long. RefSeq lists its product as uncharacterized. The transcript has 2 exons. Lineage: Eukaryota; Metazoa; Arthropoda; Malacostraca; Decapoda; Palaemonidae. Bases 1 to 555 code for a protein of 184 amino acids. The record is from RefSeq and is a predicted model, not a curated record.
AUGAAGAAGCAGUCCAAGCUGUCAGGUGCAGCAAACAAGAAAAGAAAAAAGGAGGAAGAGGAAAAACGAGCCCAGAGUAGAGACACACGGUGGGAGAGUCGAAUCAACAGUGUUGAGGUUGUAAGAUUCCAGGCUGCAAAAGUGAGAGAUGCUCUUUUAGAGGUGAGAGCAAACACUGCAGAUCCAGAUAUUAAAAUUGAAGCACAAGCCUUAGCAGAAGAGGUGGGAUCAUACCGGUUCUCUAUUUGUACGGUGGUGUGGUAUGAUAUCCUUAGAAAAGUUGAAACUGUGAAUAAACUUCUGCAAUCACAAUGCAUCCAUCUGGAUGUAGCUGUUGACAUUCUCAAGAAGGCUGAAACCUCCCUUGUUAGCUACAGAGACACUGGAUUUGCUGAUGCCCAGACAUCUGCCAAAGAGAUAUGUGAGGAGAUGAAUGUGGAAGCUGCUCUAAAGCAGAAAAGACUCAGAACUACUAAAAGGCAGUUUUCCUAUGAGGCCCCUGAUGAACCUAUUACCGAUGCCUUGAAAAAAAUGAGUUUUCAUUUUUCAAUGUAG